AUGACGACCAGCACCGAUCUGGAAAUCAUCCGAACGUGUCUCCUGUUCUUCGCAAUUGUCGGCACCUUCGGAAAUUUGAAUAUUCUGUGCGCCACCUAUCAGAAUCGCUCGUUACGGCACAAAUGCGGGAUUUUGUUGGCGAUUCUCGCCACUUGCGACACGUUCUGCCUAUUGAAUGAGCUUCAAUCGUUUAUUAGGAUGACGCUGAAGCUAACCGAGUCCACCUUAAGAGCAUGCUUUUGGGCCAAUAUUUCAUACGUAUUUAUUGAGCCCAUCGAGGUUUAUAUGAUAUUGGUGAUGGCUGUUGAUCGCCUAAUUGCCAUCAAUUUUGUGGUGUUUCAUCGAAAAAUUCGCCAUCGGAGGUAUAUUGCGAUAAUGGUGACGCCUGGCAUCGCCAUCGGAUUCAUUUUUGUGAAUGAAAAAAUAAAGGCGGCAAUUCAAAUUUUUGAAUUAAACUAG
Messenger RNA from Caenorhabditis bovis, 459 nucleotides. Lineage: Eukaryota; Metazoa; Nematoda; Chromadorea; Rhabditida; Rhabditidae. The record is from the annotation of a GenBank genome assembly.